This is a messenger RNA of Sugiyamaella lignohabitans, 1617 nucleotides long. RefSeq names its product Prp4p (gene PRP4). The coding region runs from base 1 to 1617 and encodes 538 amino acids. Gene Ontology annotation, molecular function: U4 snRNA binding; U6 snRNA binding; protein binding. NCBI's taxonomy places the organism in Eukaryota, Fungi, Ascomycota, Dipodascomycetes, Dipodascales, Trichomonascaceae. The record is from RefSeq and is a predicted model, not a curated record. Gene Ontology annotation, biological process: mRNA splicing, via spliceosome. Gene Ontology annotation, cellular component: U4/U6 x U5 tri-snRNP complex. The transcript has a single exon.
AUGACAGCGACGUACCAAGGGCCCAAUGACGUGUCGGCGACGAGUUUACAGACCCAGGAGUACUUGAGCCAGCAGCAGUAUCGGAAGACGGCAAAAGUGGUGACGGCUCCGACUAAUGACGAGGAUGUCAGAAGAGUGCUCGAGAAGCUGGGUGAACCGGUUGACGUUAGUAAUGGAGAAAACUAUGAAGAUAAAGCUGAUAGACGUGCCAGGUUACAGAAGUUGCUGGUCGAUAUUUAUAAUCGAGGAGAGGAUGUCAGUGCUCUGAUAGCUGGCGGAGAAGUAGAUGGAGAUCAGAUGGACGAAGAUGAGGAAGAGGAAGAAGAAUUCUAUACCGAGGGUGGCAUGGAUUUACUGACCGCCAGACGUAAUAUUGCUCGAUACUCGCUGACAGAGGUGGCGAAACGAACCAAGAGACAGAAGAUUGAGGCUGCAAUUCCUCUGGUACGACAUGUCAAGUUACGGCGAGAGAUAUACGGGGAGCUGCAGCAGUUCACAUCGCUUGGAGCCCAGUCUGGGUUCGACAGACCUGUGUCAGCUACGGUAUUCUCCCCAAAUUCCAAACUAGUGGCUGCUGGAGACUGGUCUGGCGCAGUCAAAAUACUGUCUGUACCUAAUUUAGAGACCAUUGCCAGCUAUAAAGGUUAUCAUACGGGCCAGGUUACGGGUGUAGCAUGGCAUCCUAAGGCUACCAUCGGUCAAAGCGAACAAACAGUCAAUCUUGCCAGCUCAGGUUUAGAAGGCAAUAUUCAGCUAUGGGGAUUAGACGCAACUGCUAAUCAAAGACCGUUAGCGACGCUGGAAGGUCACGAGAAACGGGUAUGUAAAAUCGACUUCCACCCUUCUGGUCAGUACCUGGCAUCAGCUUCAUAUGACCUGACCUGGCGACUCUGGGAUAUCAAUACCUGUCAGGAGAUACUACUCCAAGAGGGACAUUCAAAAGAGGUAUUUACAGUGCGAUUCCAGAAAGACGGAGCUCUAUUAGGAUCAGCCGGUCGCGAUGCCAUUGGCCGGAUCUGGGACCUGCGUACCGGUCGUACAAUCAUGAUUCUGGACGGCCAUAUCCGUGAAAUCUACGGCAUGGACUUCUCUCCAAACGGAUACCAAGUAGUCACUGGCGGUGCUGACAAUUCUGCUAUCGUGUGGGACAUCCGCCAACUCAAGAGCAUCUUCACCAUUCCCGCACACACGAACCUCGUCUCUGAAGUGCGCUUCUUCCAGGGCCUACCUUCCAGUCUCCAAACAACCACACCUGACGACAACCCAGAUACAGCGAUCCCACAAUCAGCAGGAACCUUCCUGGCAACCUCCUCCUACGAUCGCACCAUCAAAGUAAGUGGCUCUACGGCCUCCGGCGGCUGGGGCGCAGCCCCAAACCCCGCUGCUCCUCUCGCUUUGCUCGAGUCGUCCCGUCGACUAUCUGAGUGGUCUCUUGCGAAGCAGGAGCUACCGGGUCUGGGGCGGAGCCCCAGCCGCCGGAGGCAGAAAGCACGCACUCGGAGAUUACUAACAGAUUCCAGCUCUGGAGCGCCGACAACUGGGCCUUGCAGAAAACCCUCACCGACUCGGAGCGAGUGCUCUCGGUGGACAUUUCCAACGGUAAGUUUUCUACUUUGA